Haliotis rufescens (red abalone) is the source of this 3140-nucleotide messenger RNA. RefSeq names its product putative cell agglutination protein SPAPB2C8.01. The transcript is spliced from 9 exons. The record is from RefSeq and is a predicted model, not a curated record. NCBI's taxonomy places the organism in Eukaryota, Metazoa, Mollusca, Gastropoda, Lepetellida, Haliotidae. Bases 30 to 2801 code for a protein of 923 amino acids.
GAUAACUUUUUUACUUAGAAUACAGGGCAAUGGUUAUGGGAAGAAGUGAAGUAUUCUACAGAAUCAAGACCAUGACUGUGUGUUUUAACGUGGCAACAUGGUUUACUUUGUGCCAUGUGCUGAUCCUGUCAGUGACCUCAACUGACCUUGACCUGACUGGAGAUCAAAUUCCCGUAGCUGAGGGAGCCGUGCUAACACUUUCCUGCAACAGAACAAUCAAAGAUGUCGCAACGUUAUUGGCUGUAAGAUGGUAUAGAAACACAGAGAAGAUAUUGCAAACGCUUCUGAGAGGAGACCUCCUAGAUACCACAAACACUUCUGGAUAUGAUGAGGUCUCAGGACGUAUUCGUGUGAAAACUAACGAACAAACACACACGGUGAUGCUACAGAUCAACUCUAGUCUGGAUGACGGGUCUGUGUGGAGAUGUGGCGUGGACGUCUACUACAGUAACAACCUGACUGUUGAAGUCCUGAUUCCUACAACAACAGUUACAACACCUUGGAAUGGACACACACCUGAAAACACGUUGGUCACCACAGCUGCUCGCCAUGGCUCUACUUCAACAGAUAAAUCACCUUCUGGUAUCUCAAAUGUCUACGCUAUAGCUGGGUCCAGUGGAGGUAUAGUCAUCGUAAUGGUCCUCGUCGUAGUUGCUGUUGUCUGUUUUAAACAUAUUGCAGCGGGCAAAGAUGAAGACACAGGGAUAGUGAAAGGUCAUAAUAAAACUGAAGAAACUGGAAACCACAUUGUGAUGGUGGACAACGCUGGAUAUGUUGGCCUUGAGGUGGAUGAAGGUGACACAACUACAGAGAGGGCAGCACAACUAGGCAGUGUAUCAGGUUUGAUUCCCAAGAACAGGGGGUCAGUUGUGAACAACGAAUAUACCAGUACAGAUGUGAUCACAGGAACCACUGGAUCGGAUGUGAAGAACGAAUAUACGACUAUCGAUAUAGUCGCCGAAAUCCAAUGGCCAGAUGUGAAGAACGGAUAUACCACAAUCGAUGUGAUCACCGAAGCCACUGGGUCAGAUGUGAAGAAUGAAUAUACCAGUAUAGAUGUGAUCAACGAAGAUACUGGGUCAGAUGUGAAGAAUGAAUAUACCAGUAUAGAUGUGAUCAACGAAGAUACUGGGUCAGAUGUGAAGAAAGAAUAUACCAGUAGAGAUGGGAUCACCGAAGCCACUGGGUCGGAUGUGAAGAACGAAUAUACCAGUACAGAUGUGAUCAACGAAGAUACUGGGUCAGAUGUGAAGAAAGAAUAUACCAGUAGAGAUGGAAUCACCGAAGCCACUGGGUCAGAUGUGAAGAACGGAUAUACAUCUAUCGAUAUGGUCACCGAAACCACACGGUCAGAUGUGAAGAACGAAUAUACCAGUACAGAUGUGAUAACCGAAGCCACUGGGUCAGAAGUGCAGAACGAAUAUACCAGUACAGAUGUGAUCACCGAAGCCACUGGGUCGGAUGUGAAGAACGAAUAUACCAGUACAGAUGGGAUCACCGAAGCCACUGGGUCGGAUGUGAAGAACGAAUAUACCAGUACAGAUGUGAUCACCGAAGCCACUGGGUCGGAUGUGAAGAACGAAUAUUCCAGUACAGAUGGAAUCGCCGAAACCACUGGGUCAGAUGUGAAGAACGAAUAUACCAGUACAGAUGGAAUCAGCGAAGCCACUGGGUCAGAUGUGAAGAAUGAAUAUUCCAGUACAGAUGGAAUCGCCGAGGCCACUGGGUCAGAUGUGAAGAAUGAAUAUACCAGUACAGAUGGAAUCGCCGCGGCCACUGGGUCAGAUGUGAAGAACGAAUAUACCAGUACAGAUGGAAUCACCGAGGCCACUGGGUCAGAUGUGAAGAAUGAAUAUUCCAGUACAGAUGGAAUCGCCGAGGCCACUGGGUCAGAUGUGAAGAACGAAUAUACAAGUACAGAUGGAAUCAGCGAAGCCACUGGGUCGGAUGUGCAGAAUGAAUAUACCAGUACAGAUGGAAUCAGCGAAGCCACUGGGUCGGAUGUGCGGAAUGAAUAUACCAGUACAGAUGGAAUCACCGCGGCCACUGGGUCAGAUGUGCGGAAUGAAUAUACCAGUACAGAUGGGAUCACCGAAGCCACUAGGUCGGAUGUGCGGAAUGAAUAUACCAGUACAGAUGGAAUCAGCGAAGCCACUGGGUCAGAGGUGAAGAACGAAUAUACCAGUACAGAUGGAAUCAGCGAAGCCACUGGGUCGGAUGUGAAGAACGAAUAUACCAGUACAGAUGGGAUCACGGAAGCCACUGGGUCAGAUGUGAAGAACGAAUAUACCAGUGCAGAUGGAAUCACCGAAGCCACUUGGUCAGAUGUGAAGAACGAAUAUACCAGUGCAGAUGGAAUCACCGCGGCCACUGGGUCAGAUGUGAAGAACGAAUAUACCAGUGCAGAUGGAAUCACCGCGGCCACUGGGUCAGAUGUGAAGAACGAAUAUACCAGUGCAGAUGGAAUCACCGAAGCCACUGGGUCAGAUGUGAAGAACGAAUAUACCAGUACAGAUGUGAUCACCGAAGCCACUGGGUUAGAUGUGAAGAACGAAUAUACCAGUACAGAUGGGAUCAUCGAAGCCACGGGGUCAGAAGUGCAGAAUGAAUAUACCAGUACAGAUGGGAUAACCAAAGCCAAUGGGUCAGAUGUGAAGAACGAAUAUACCAGUGCAGAUGGGAUUACCGAAGCCAACCCGUACACGGAACCAGUACCCGGCUGUAUCGUCACUGACGGUGUCCUGAAAGACACAGAUGAAUACAUCACCGCCACAUUUGAUUCUACUGAACACAUCGAAUAAAAAAACAAUAUAAUUUCACAAUUUGGAGAUUUCAGGACCAUUGAUGUACGCAAUGUUCAGAUAGGUUAACUAUGUGAAACAGUCUAAGCUUCAUGUAAUAUACAGUGUAUAUAGCGCCGUGCUUGAUGCUCACAUAUUAUUUCUUGAUACCGAUUGGACCAGUUUUGCAAUGUUCUUUUGCAAACUCCAGGAGCAGCAUUUACGGACCAAAUGUUUGGAGUGAGGUUGAUGGACGGAGAUUUACAUUUGAAAAGCGAUGAAUGGAGAUUACGAGAUCAAAAUUGAAAGUUGGAGAUAAAUUAGAUGGAGAUUGAUAGGUGGUAAUUUGAAGUUGAAGAU